Molecule: messenger RNA, 1584 nt
Organism: Phlebotomus papatasi
Lineage: Eukaryota; Metazoa; Arthropoda; Insecta; Diptera; Psychodidae
Exons: 1
Coding region: 1-1584 (527 amino acids)
Biological process (GO): DNA integration
Molecular function (GO): nucleic acid binding
Source: RefSeq, a predicted model, not a curated record
AUGUGGCCAAUUGAUCCAACUAGGAGUUUAGCAGAACAAGUAGCAAUGGCAGCUGUUCCAUACGAGAAAAACCUCCAUCCCAUUGAAAUAAUCCUAUCCAGAUCCAACAACUUCCGCAAAGUCAAGCGCAUCCUUGCUUAUGUCCUGCGCAUAGCUUCCAAAAUCAAGACGACCUUAUCCUUAACCCCUAUCGAAUUAGAUCGAGCAGAGAAGAUGCUCAUCACCUAUGCCCAAAACACGUACCUUAGUGGGGUAAAGCUGGCUAUCGAAAGGGGAAGGCUGUCCACCACUCGGGCCUUCCGGCACCUUUGGCCACUCAGCCUCUUUGUUGAUGACCAUGGCAUAAUACGUGUAGGCGGGAGACUGAAGAAUUCUUCAGAGGGAUACGAUAUUCGUCACCCCAUCUUAUUGCCCAAAUGCAACAUCACUCACAUGAUUGCCCUUCAACUACACCAAGAUUAUCAACACAUCGGUCCCCAAUCGCUGCUAGCGACCCUGAGGCAGAAAUAUUGGCCGCUCGGUUCAAGAGAUAUCACCAGAAAGGUUUGCCGUUCAUGUAUCACAUGCUUCAGGAACAAACCCAUCCUUCUUAACCAACUUAUGGGCAAUCUGCCAUCAGAUAGAGUCACUCUCACCACUCCAUUCACUACGUGUGCUUGUGAUUUUUGUGGACCGGUACUCACAAGACCAGCCUACAAACGCGGUGGCGCUUCUUAUAAGACUUAUAUAUGCGCCUUUGUUUGUUUUGCCACUAAGGCUAUUCACUUGGAGGUUGUAGGAGAUCUUACCACCAACUCCUUUAUAGCUGCUCUAAGACGGUUCAUUUCGCGUCGCUCUGCCCCAUCGCAAAUUUAUUGUGACAACGCCACUAAUUUUCGUGGAGCGGAUGCCAUAUUAAAACAACUUUUCAUUCAGCUAAAGUCUGAAAACAGUUUCCACGACGAAUGUGUAGCUAAGGGCAUCACCUUUCACUUCAUGCCCCCAAGAUCUCCUCAUCACGGCGGGCUUCACGAAGCGGCUAUCAAAUCCCUCAAAUACCACCUACGCAGAGAAAUUGGAAAUACUAUAUUAACCUUUGAAGAACUGUCCACUGUGGUUUGCCAGGUAGAAGCUAUUUUGAAUAGCAGACCCUUGACCCCAUUAACAGAGGAUCCCAACGAACCUGCUGCCCUGACUCCAGGGCACUUCCUUAUUGGAAAACCUCUAAAUAUGUUGCCAGAAAUCAAUCUUACCACUAUUCCGCCUCAUUCUCUUACUCGAUGGCAGCUUUGCCAAAAACUUCUGCAGCAUUUUGCAGCCAGGUGGAGAAAGGAAUACCUCCAAACACUUCAACCUAAAAAAAAAUGGUUCACCCCUCAGGACAACCUCAAACCAGGUGAUAUGGUCAUUCUUCAGGAAGAUCAGGCUGCUCCCAGUCAUUGGCCUAUGGGCAUUGUUGAGGCCACAUAUCCUGGGGGGGACGGAAAAUGUCGGGUCGCCAAAAUACGAACGACAAAGGGCACCUACCAACGGGCAAUACAGCGGGUUGCCAAAUUACCAAUGGAGGGAUUACCACCCUCAGAAUUCCCGCCCGGAGCAUGUUGA